Messenger RNA from Apodemus sylvaticus (European woodmouse), 1560 nucleotides. RefSeq names its product THAP domain containing 3 (gene Thap3). NCBI's taxonomy places the organism in Eukaryota, Metazoa, Chordata, Mammalia, Rodentia, Muridae. The transcript has 4 exons. Bases 50 to 706 code for a protein of 218 amino acids. The record is from RefSeq and is a predicted model, not a curated record.
AGGCCGCGGAGCCGCCAUCUUUCUUAGGGGCAGUGGGCCGGUCUCCGAGAUGCCGAAGUCGUGCGCGGCCCGGCAAUGCUGCAACCGCUACAGCAGCCGCAGGAAGCAGCUCACCUUCCACCGGUUCCCGUUCAGCCGCCGGGAGCUGCUGAGGAAGUGGGUGGUCAACAUGGGCAGGGCUGGCUUCGAGCCCAAGCAGCACACGGUCAUCUGCUCCGAACACUUCCGGCCCGAGUGCUUCAGCGCCUUCGGCAACCGCAAGAACCUCAGGCACAACGCUGUGCCCACACUGUUCGCUUUUCAGAGCUCCACGCAGGUCUGCCCUGAGGUGGGGGCUGGUGGGGACACCUCAGGGAGGAACAUGGACGUGACACUGGAAGAGCUUCAGCCUCCAAACGCGGAAGGCCCCGUGCAACAGGUUUUACCACAUCGAGAAGCAGUGGAGGCCGUGGAGGCCGCCGGCCUGCCCGCCAGCCCUCUGGGGUUGGAGAGGCCCCUCCCCAGACAGCCGUCUGAUCACAGCUAUGCACUUUUGGACUUGGAUACUCUCAAAAAAAAACUCUUCCUCACACUGAAGGAAAACAAGAGGCUUCGGAAGCGCCUGAGAGCCCAGAGGCUGCUGUUGCGGAGGACGUGUGGCCGCCUGAGAGCCUACAGAGGGGGGCCGCGGGGACUGCGGGCCAGAUGGCCGGCACAGGGGAGCUGAGCCUGAGGCACUCUGGGGUGUGGCGACACCCCAGCAGGAGGUGGUGUUCAGCCCUGCUGUGGACACUCCCGCUGCGCUGCUGAUGCUGCGCAGGUGCCUUGAGACAACAGGCGGUUGUGGGGUGGGGGCUGAGUACUGGGGAGGGAGAGGCACAGUCCCAGGUCUCCUGGGUUGAGGCUGUCAGCUCUGGGGCUGUCACAACCCUGUCAGAGAUACUCCUGGAGGGAGAGAUGGUCAUUCUUACAGCCUGUGGGGUCCUUACUGUCUCCCCAUAGGAGCCAUUCUGAAGGCAGGCAGGGCGGGGGGGUGGGGGGGGCCUGUGCAUCUGAGUGACUCCUCUCUGCCUGGCUUGUGUGAAUGUGGAAUAAACCCUCUGAAGAUUCCAUGCAGGCUGCCACUUGGCUGUGCUUAGAACUCUCCCCCUCAUAAAGGACAGCCCGGUGGUGUGACUACCCUGACUACAGAACUGACUUGAGGGAACAAAGGCGGGGUGAGGUGGGCACCACGCAGGCGGCUCUGGCCGAGCACUUGCUUUUGCAGAGGAGCAGGCUGGGUUCAGUUCCCAGCACUUCCAUGAUGGCCCGCAUCCGUCCAUAGCUCGAGGAGAUUCGAUGCCUCCCUUGGACCUCUGGGGGGCCCCAUGGAAACACACAGAGUACCAGAAAAAUGUCUGUGACUAGAGGCACACCUGCAACCCAGGCACGCAGGAGGCCACAGCAGGAGGAUCACGAGUUUGGGGCCAGAAUAAACCACAUAGACUGAUUCAAAUGAAUGCAAACAGGAAAUCUUAAGUCUAGUUUCCUCACCGUGAGGCUGGGUCUCAGGUAGACAUUUAGCACUGCUUCAGGUUGCAU